CCUCUGUUGUUACUCAGAGCAGAGGCACCAGAUCGGAGAAAACAUCUCAGCCUUAGAUAGAUAGAUAGAUAAACUAACUAUCCAAAAGUGACACUAUACAUUGGACAUUGCUGGCUAUUACUGUCUCUCUUGAAAUUUCUGUUUUACAGCCAUAGGCCUGGAAAGAAUCCUACUAUAAAACAUUUGGUGGCUAUCAUCAAAGACUAUAGACUAUAGAAAUACUAUCAUGCUCGGAGAAGCUUUCCUUUAUGUUCUGAACUGCACAGAAGACAUCACAAAUCAUGAUAGACAUGCUCACACACACUCAGCCACCCCCACGACCCAUCCUGACCCCUGCACAACGAGCACCGCUGCCAGAUCUCCUCUGACAUCACGAACUGUGAGAGCUGGCAGGCCCGAACGCCUGGAAAAGCCAGGGCCGUGCCGAGCCUCUGCACCCAGCAACGCCGUGCCCAUUCUCAGCUGUAGCAGGGAGGAUCACUUGGGGAUGAUGCUGUAUUGCUCCUGGUGCUGUCCCAGCUUCUGCAAGGACUACCCAGACCUCCGGAUUGCUGGUGACCGGCUGGAGCACUACAGUCCUCAUAACCCAGACCUGAUCAACCCACCAGACACUGGGCCACUGCUACAAUCUCAGGACCUGAGCUCUAUGGAACCCUCUCUGAAAGCAGAGCAAUCCACAGAGGCUGUGGCCCAGCAGGACGAGGAGUAUCUUGUCAUGGAAAGCGUUCAGGGUCCUGGCUGGGAGAGAAGGCUCACCAACUCCAUGUUGAAUGGCUAUCUGGAAGUCCAAAUGAUGGAGGUGUAUUAUCAGCACUUGCAAAACAUGGCAUGCUGUGGAUCAUCAUUGCUGAGCACUGACGUCAUGCCGGCACUGGGACCCACCAGCCUGACUUUAGCCAAAGAACAGACAGCCAGCCACCAAGAAGCACUGGAUUCUUCAUCCAAUAAUGUUGUGCAUUAUUUAAGCACUUGUUCAGCUCCAGCCACCUCCCACUUCAGCUCACCUGUGCUGCGAAUCUCAGAAGCUGAGUAAUCCACCUCAUGAACACACACACACACACACACACACACACUUCUCCUGCCCUCAUAAAAUUUACAAUGUUGAGUUCCUGUCAUUUGACCAGUAGUUGAUAAGUAGUGAUUUAAAAAAAAAUAAACAUCAUGUUUUAAAAGUAUGGACAUAUGAUUUAUUUAAUAUGUAUUAACAUUAGACAUAGGGAAAGUCCAACACUUAGUGGCCAAAAAUAUAUUUUUAUUUUGUAAGAAAUCCUGUGUCUUAUACUCACUAUGAUGCAUUUAUUUGAUCAAAAAUAAAACAUGGUUAAAUAUAAUCACAAUUUAAAAUUAUGAAACAAAUUAAUAUAUGCAUUAAUA
Molecule: messenger RNA, 1374 nt
Organism: Puntigrus tetrazona (Sumatra barb)
Lineage: Eukaryota; Metazoa; Chordata; Actinopteri; Cypriniformes; Cyprinidae
Exons: 3
Coding region: 227-1033 (268 amino acids)
Biological process (GO): regulation of toll-like receptor signaling pathway
Source: RefSeq, a predicted model, not a curated record